AUUGAUUAUUCAACAACCUUAUCUUUUUUGCUUGGUCUUAAAGUGUUAAGACAGCAACAACCACAAAACCUUAUCUUCCAUUUCCUUCCCUUCUAAUAAUUGUUUAGCUUAUGUUUCCUUCUCUAUCUCUCUUUGUGUUGUGCAUCAAUGGGAGGCUGUUUCUCUGUCUCAGUGUCAUGUGAUCAAGUGGUGAAUCAAGUCUUCCAAUGUCUAUGCCUCAAAGGAAGUUAUAUCCACAACCUCCCCCAGAAUCUACUGACUCUCCAGAAAGCCAUGGGAGCUCUCAAGGCGAAGAGAGAUGAUGUUCAAAGGAAGGUAGAGAGAGAAGAGUUUACUGGACAGCGCCGAAGGCUUGAUCAAGUCCAGGUAUGGCUUACGAGUAUCCUCACAAUGGAAAACCAAUAUAAUGAGCUUCUUAGUACUAGUGAGCUCGAGCUUGAAAGGUUGUGUCUUUGUCGAUUAUACUCUAAAAAUGUGAAAAAGAGUUAUCUUUAUGGGAAAAGAGUUACGGGUAUGCUGGAGGAAGUCAAGAGUCUUAGUUCUCAGGGAGAAUUUAAUGCGGUGACUGAUGAAACUCCUAUAGCGGAGGGUGAAGAGUUGCCUAUCCAACCAACCAUAGUUGGUCAGGAAACAAUGCUCGAAAUGUUAUGGAACCGUCUGAUGGAAGAUAGAGUUGGGAUUGUUGGUCUGUAUGGUAUGGGUGGGGUUGGCAAAACCACCCUUCUCACGCAGAUCAACAAUAGGUUUUCUGAAAGAGGGCAUGGAUUCGAGGCUGUGAUAUGGGUUGUGGUGUCACAAAAUGCAACAGUCCAUAAGAUUCAAGGGAGCAUCGGUGAAAAGCUAGGCCUUGUGGGGAAAGAGUGGGACGAGAAAAGUGAGAUGAAGAGAGCUCGAGACAUCCACAACGUUCUUAGGAAGAAGAAGUUUGUGUUGUUUCUGGAUGAUAUGUGGGAGAAAGUGAAUUUAAGUACGAUUGGAGUCCCAUAUCCGAGCAGGGUAAAUGGAAGCAAAGUAGCAUUUACCACACGCUCUCGAGAUGUGUGUGGAGGCAUGGAGGUUGAUGACCCGAUCGAAGUCCGUUGUCUGGACACGGACAAAGCCUGGGAUUUAUUCAAAAAGAAAGUCGGGGAAAACACGUUGGGAAGCCACCAAGACAUUCCCGAGCUCGCAAGGAAAGUCGCUGGUAAAUGUCGUGGCCUACCAUUGGCACUUAAUGUUAUUGGUGGAACUAUGGCGAGCAAAAACUCAGUACAAGAGUGGCGUCGAGCAGUUGAUGUGUUGACUUCAUCUGCGACAGAGUUUUCAGGCAUGGAAGAUAAGAUUCUUCCGAUAUUGAAGUUUAGCUACGAUAGUUUGGAUGGUGAGAUGACCAAGUCAUGUUUUCUAUAUUGCUCUCUGUUUCCUGAAGAUGGUCUCAUUUAUAAGGAGGAACUGAUAGAGUACUGGAUAGGUGAAGGGUUCAUAGAUGAGAAGGAAGGUAGAGAGAGGGCAAUGAACCAAGGUUAUGAGAUACUCGGGACCCUUGUCCGUGCAUGUUUGUUGUUGGUUGAGGAAAUAAGAUACGCAGCCGAAGAAUAUGUAAAAAUGCAUGAUGUGGUGCGGGAGAUGGCCAUGUGGAUAGCUUCGGAUCUAGGAAAGAAUAAAGAAAGAUGUAUCGUACAAGCUCGUGCCGGGAUACGUGAAAUACCCAAAGUGAAGAACUGGAAAGAUGUGAGAAGAAUUUCGUUGAUGGAAAAUUAUAUUCAAACCAUAUCUGGGAGACCUGAGUGUCCUGAACUUAUAACUCUCAACCUUCGAGAAAACCGCUCUCUGGAAGAGAUAUCAGAUGUAUUCUUUCAGUCUAUGCCAAAGCUUCUGGUUUUGGAUUUAUCAGAUUGUAUUCUCAGUGGAUUUCGAAUGGAUAUGUGCAAUCUGGUUUCCUUGAGAUACCUUAACUUGUUAGGGACAAAGAUAUCAGAAUUACCUUUUGGUUUAGAACGGUUGAAAAUGCUAACACAUCUGAAUUUGGAGGGGACGAGCCUUGAGAGUUUAGAAGGGAUAUCAGGAUUGUCAAGCUUGAGGACACUGAAGCUACGAGGUUGCAGAGUGCGGCUAGAUAUGAGCCUCAUGAAGGAGCUGCAGCUCUUACAACAUAUAGAGUAUAUAACCGUAAGUAUCUCGUCAAGUACUUUGGUUGGGGAGAAAUUGUUCCAUGACCCCAGAAUUGGAAGAUGCAUCCAACAUGUUCGUAUUGAGGAGUUGUUUGGGGAAGAGCGAGUAAAAGUAAUAGUUUUGCCAUCUUUGGAUGGUCUCUGUGAACUCUUCAUACGCAGGUGUGAAAUGUUGGAGGAGAUAAAGAUAGAGAAGACACCAUGGAACAAAAGCCUGUCAAGUCCAUGCUUCUCAAACCUCACUCAAGUAGAUAUACAAUCUUGUAACGGUCUAAAGGAUUUGACGUGGCUGUUGUUCGCUCCGAACCUUGCUCAUCUUCGUGUGGCUGACUCAGUGCAACUAGAGGAGAUAAUAAGCAAAGAGAAAGCUGAGAGUGUUUUAGAGAAUAAUAUUAUUAUUCCUUUCCAGAAACUAGAAUUUCUUUACUUGACCGAUUUGCCUGAGCUGAAGAGCAUCUACUGGAAUGCUCUGCCAUUUCAACGUCUGAGAAAACUCUACAUACGCAGUGACUGUCCGAAGCUGAGAAAGCUUCCUCUGAAUUCUAAAAGCGUCCUUAACGUUGAAAAGUUGGUCAUAGAGUGCCAUGAUAAAGAAUGGUUAGAAAGAGUUGAAUGGGAGGACGAUGCCACAAGACUCCGUUUCUUACCUUUAUGUACGACCCACAUGAUCUUCUAAACUGUUUUUCUGUUUCUCUCUUUUUCUUCUUCUGAAAUUGUAUUUUGCCUACUCUGUUUCUUCUACCUCUGUAUGAUUAUGUGGAUGGUUUGCAUGAUCACUCAUAUUAUCUAGGAAAUUUGUCUUAUGAAAAAGCUUGAUUUUAAACUGUGUUAAA
This is a messenger RNA of Brassica napus (rape), 2983 nucleotides long. Its product is annotated as disease resistance protein RFL1-like. The coding region runs from base 148 to 2826 and encodes 892 amino acids. NCBI's taxonomy places the organism in Eukaryota, Viridiplantae, Streptophyta, Magnoliopsida, Brassicales, Brassicaceae. The record is from RefSeq and is a predicted model, not a curated record. The transcript has 2 exons. Gene Ontology annotation, molecular function: protein binding; ADP binding.